AUUUUUAUUAUCGAUAUUAUUUAUUAAAUAUAAAGUUGUUGGUUGAUGUUGUUACCAAAUUUAAUAAUGUGUACGUUAAAUAUAGGGAUAAUUUCAUUUUUAAUAUUUCUUAUAUAUUCAAUGCAAAGAUCAGAUGGUGCAAAUGCAAACUUUGAUCCGUUAGAAUAUGUAAGAAAUUUAAAACAUACAAAAAUAAUUAUUGAUACCGAUUCGGGAGCAGAUGAUGCGUUAGCAAUUUUAACAUCAAUACAAUAUUUAAGAAAAGAAUUAAAUGACACCGAAAUUAUUGGAAUUACAUGUGUUCAUGGCAACACGGAAUUGAAGAAUGUUAAAAUAAAUGUUUUAAAAACAUUAAAAGUUGCAAAGAGUUUACAGAUUCCUGUUUAUGCUGGUGCGAAUAGCACAAUUUUGGAUAUACCAGUACAAGAUGGAUAUUAUUAUGGAUACGAUGGAUUAGGUGAUUUUGAAUUUCCAAAUCCACCAGAUCUUGGAAUUAUCAAAUCUGAGCACGCUGUAAAUGCUUUAAUUCGAUUGGUUCGGGAAAAUCCAGGUGAGAUUACGAUAUUUGCUCUUGGGCCGUUAACAAAUAUUGCAUUAGCUAUACGAAUAGAUCCUACCUUUCGAAAAAAUAUCAAAAAUUUGAUUAUAUUGGGAGGUAGUGUAAGUGGUUAUGGAAACGUUGUACCCGGGAUAGAAUUUAAUUUCUUCACGGAUCCAAUUGCAAAUCAUAUUGUUUUUAAUUCAACAAAUAGUGAAGAAAUUUCUCCAUUAAUCAUAAUGCCAUGGGAUACAAUGGCUCUUUAUGGUUUUAUGGAUAAGGAUUGGCGUCUCAAUGUAUUAGGAAAAAUUGAUAACGACAUGAUUGAUUUUAUAAAUAAAGCAGAAGGUGUUUCAUUACCAAAAAAUUCAUAUUGGGUAUCGUCUGACACAUAUUUAGCAACUACCGCAUUAAAUCCAAAGAUUGCAACAGCUGCUGAACAUUAUUAUAUCGCUCCAGUGACCGAAGGAGAAUUUCGUGGUGGUUUACUUCCAGAUAAACUUAAUAAAUUAAAACUAUAUAAGAAUACAAUUGUUAUAACGCAAGUAGAUCAAAAAAUGUAUAAGGAACAUUUAUUGAAAUGUUUACAAGAUUAAGUUAAGACCAAAGAUUUAAUAUAAUAAAUAUUAUUCUA
Molecule: messenger RNA, 1172 nt
Organism: Chrysoperla carnea
Lineage: Eukaryota; Metazoa; Arthropoda; Insecta; Neuroptera; Chrysopidae
Product: probable uridine nucleosidase 2
Exons: 5
Coding region: 46-1134 (362 amino acids)
Molecular function (GO): hydrolase activity, hydrolyzing N-glycosyl compounds
Source: RefSeq, a predicted model, not a curated record